GUGGGGCCAACUUCUAGACCCUCUUCUUAUAUUUCCCGCGUGAACCGGUUGGUUUGUCACUUUUAUCUUUUUGGUUCACAAGAGUUCCUGUCAGUUAGUCGGUUAGUAAAAAUGGCAACAGAAGACCUUCCAUCUGAUCAGUUUGUUACUUUUGUUUCACAAUAACAAAGUAAGGAACCCUCCGAGGUUGUCUCCUUUGGCACCCCAUUUUAUCUCCUUUGUUUCCAAGCCCCAAAUUGUACCAUCUUUUGAAUCACGAUAACUGUGAUUUUCGAGGGUAUUCGGCUUUUAUCUCGAAGAUCUUCUGGGUUUGAUUUGAGUUACAGGUUCGAUAUCGAAACGGGUUUUCGAAGAUUCAAGUAAUGACCUUUUAUUUACAUGUGUUGAUUAUUUUGGGUUUCCAUUUCGUGUUAAAUAUCAAUUAGAGACAGGCUUUGAAGAUAAUCAACUGUUGCAAAUUAUAAACUCAUGGAUGAUGCAUAUAGGGAUGAAUGUGGUAAUAAGCAUCUAAGGGUGAAUUUUGAAAGCAAUGCGGUUAAUUACCGCCGAAAUUCAAGCUGCCCAUCAUCCUCGUCAUCAUCACCAUCAUCAUCAUCAUCGUCAUCUCCACGUUCAUCGCUGGAAUCAUUUGUCAAUGACAAAAAAGAUGGCAACAAUCCAUGCGUAACAACGACACGACCAGACGAGGAGUCUCAGGGGGCUCUAUCAUUACCAGAGGGUUAUUCUUCUCCGAGUCUGCCUGGGAGCAUGCAAAGCGGAUCAUCUGAGCAAUCUUCUCCGUUUCAGAUGAUGGGAAGGCCUGCAGGAUAUGACCCGAGUCGAAUCCCAUCGAAUAUUUUCGCCAGUAAACCACCAGCAGGCAUGGAUUGGAGUGUUGCUUCAAAUGAAUCAUUGUUUAGUCUUCAUGUGGGGAACAACAGCUUCUCGAGAGAUCAAUUCACUUUGCUGAAUAAAUCCGGAGAGCUUUACAAAUCCGGAGAGCUUUAUAAAUCCGGUGAACUGACGAGGCAUGAUGAAUACAUCUACAUUCCAACUCCACUUCCCACAGUUACUGAGGUAGAAACUAUUGAAAUAAAGAUUCACAAUGUGGAGAAAGAAAAGGUUGAAAACAAGGCUCCGAACGUGGAGGCAAAAAUCGAAGAAAAUGAGAGUGCAAAUGUGGAAUAUAAGGUUGAAAGCAUGAGGGAAAAUGUGGAAACGGAAUCAGUAGAAGAAACAGAAGGACUAGAUGAAUCUGCAAAGAUAGAAGCCGUCAAAAAGGGAAAGGUGCCUCUUAUUGGAGAAAUUCGGAAUUCUGCUGCUUCAUACCAAUCUGAUGGGAGCAAUAACAGCACCAAGUCAUUCCAGUUUCCAGUGUUGGCAAGUCAUGAGGUUGAAAGCAAUAUCCCUGCAGAAAUGAACUCAGGAAAGCUACAGUCAGCGCACGCACAGCAGGAGAUGCAUAAGCAAGUAGGGACUGAAGCCCCCGAAACACCCCUAAAGGCAGCCACAACUCAAACAACUAGUUGGUUUUCGUGCUUCUGUUGUUGCACCGCCCGCCGUUGAUCUAAAAAGCCUUCAUAGGUAGUCUGAUGCUUUGGAUUUCAAAGUUGCUUCCUGCCCAAGUUUCAAAGAAUCUCAAGGCUUGUCCAAGUGGUGGAGUUCCCCUAGGGUUAGAUUUGGAACUCCAACUAGGGUUUGGGUUGAUGAGAAGCCACAGAAAAAGAAGAAACCAAGAGAGUGAUGAAAAAGUGAAAGUUGAUGUACUUAGAGAUCUAUACUCUAUGAUGUUUGACUGUAGAUUGAAAAAUGUUGUAGAUAGAUCUAUAUCAUGUACAUAGAGCAGUUGGUUUUUCACUUGACACUACCAUUGAUAUAUACUUCUGCUUAAAACGCA
Molecule: messenger RNA, 1876 nt
Organism: Pyrus x bretschneideri (Chinese white pear)
Lineage: Eukaryota; Viridiplantae; Streptophyta; Magnoliopsida; Rosales; Rosaceae
Exons: 3
Coding region: 469-1545 (358 amino acids)
Source: RefSeq, a predicted model, not a curated record